Molecule: messenger RNA, 696 nt
Organism: Acomys russatus (golden spiny mouse)
Lineage: Eukaryota; Metazoa; Chordata; Mammalia; Rodentia; Muridae
Gene: Lypd8
Product: LY6/PLAUR domain containing 8
Exons: 5
Coding region: 1-696 (231 amino acids)
Biological process (GO): defense response to Gram-negative bacterium
Source: RefSeq, a predicted model, not a curated record
AUGAAAGGCAUCCUCAUUGCUGCUGUUCUGGUGGCAUUUGCCACCACGGCUGUAGACUCCCUGAGGUGUGAGCAGUGUCACAAAACCAAUAGCACCUGUGUUGCCAAUGUCACUGAGUGCCCAGCAGGCUCCUUAAGCUGUGUCGUGUCCUCCAUCAACACCACUCUAGGUGGCAUCUUCAAUUUGUACCAGAACAAGUUCUGCUCGGCCGAUAAUUGCAGCGAGAGCAACACUGAAGUGGCCUUCAAUGUGCAUAUGUUUGAUGACCAAAGAUUCCAUUUUGCAAGUCAGUGCUGCCAAGGAAAGGAAUGUAACAACACCAGCCACGCCUCUGGGACACAGACGCCUACCAAUACCCUGUGCGCUUCUUGCUACAGCUACAACAGCACUGCUUGCGUGGAGAGAAGCCAGCAGUGUUACCAAGGAGAACAGUGUGUCCAUGUCACUGCUGAGAAUGCAAAUGGCACUUUGGAGCUGAAGGGUUGUUCCGACAUCAGCAGCUCUACUUGUCAGUUCCUGUCCACUGAGAACACAACAGUUGGAGAAUUCAUUUUCAGGAAGGUUGUAUGCUCGCCCGCCAUUAUCCUCAGCACCCUACCAGCCAGCACGAGCACCCCAACAACCAGCAUGGGCACCAAAGCUUCCUUCACCUUCUCCGUCUUCGGCAGCCUCCUGCUUCUGAAGCUGUUGUUCUGA